AUGACGCCCCAGCUCCUCCGCGCGCUGCUCCCGGUCCUGCUCUUCGCCGGCGUCGCGGGCGGUACCAGCGGCGGCAGAGGCCAAUGGACCAGGGCGCCGUCGCUGGAGUUCCACCACCGGUUCUCCGCGCCCGUGCGGCGGUGGGCGGACGCCCGCGGGCACCAGCUCCCCGGCGGCUGGCCGGCGCCCGGCGGGGCCGCGUACGUCGCCGCCCUCGCCGGGCACGACCGCCACCGCGUGCUGUCGGCCGCCGCAGAUCACCCUCCGCCUCUCACCUUCUCCGAGGGGAACGCCACGCUGAAGGUCAGCAACCUCGGAUUCUUGCACUAUGCUCUUGUCACGGUGGGCACGCCGGGCCACACUUUCAUGGUGGCGCUGGACACCGGCAGCGACCUCUUCUGGCUUCCUUGCCAGUGCGACGGCUGCACGCCGCCGGCCUCGGGCACUUCCGGAGCAGCUUCUUUGUACAUUCCUAGCUUGUCAUCAACAAGCCAAGGAGUUCCUUGCAACAGUGACUUUUGUGGUCUUAGAAAAGAAUGUUCUGGAACAUCAAGUUGUCCAUACAAGAUGGUGUAUGUCUCUGCGGACACAUCAUCUUCCGGAUUUCUCGUGGAGGACGUGCUUUACCUAUCAACAGAGGAUACCCGCCCUCAAAUUCUCAAGGCACAAAUAACGUUUGGAUGCGGACAGGUUCAGACAGGGUCAUUUCUGGAUGCUGCUGCUCCAAAUGGUCUUUUUGGACUUGGGGUAGACAUGAUAUCAGUUCCUAGCAUUCUUGCACAGAAAGGUCUUACAACUAAUUCCUUCUCAAUGUGUUUUGGCCGUGAUGGUAUUGGGAGGAUCAGUUUCGGAGACCAAGGCAGCUCGGACCAACAGGAGACACCACUCGAUAUCAACCAGAAACACCCUACGUAUGCCAUCACUAUCACUGGGAUUUCUGUUGGAAAUAAUGCAAUGGAUUUGGAGUUUAGUACAAUUUUUGACACAGGGACAUCCUUCACAUACUUGGCAGAUCCAGCAUAUACAGAUAUAACAGAGAGUUUCCAUAGUCAAGUUCAAGCAAAUCGCCAUGCCGCUGACUCAAGAAUUCCUUUUGAAUAUUGUUAUGAUCUAAGCUCUAAUGAGGCAAGGAUCCAAACUCCUGGUAUUAGUCUUAGAACUCUUGGUGGAAGUCUGUUCCCUGCUAUUGAUCCAGGGCAGGUUAUCUCUAUUCAGCAACAUGAGUAUGUCUAUUGCUUGGCGAUUGUCAAGAGCACAAAACUAAAUAUAAUUGGACAAAAUUUCAUGACCGGUAUUCGUGUUGUGUUCGACCGAGAAAGGAAAAUACUUGGUUGGAAGAAAUUCAACUGUUAUGACACUGAUAGUUCAAACCCUCUCUCCAUCAACUCACGGAAUUCAUCAGGUUCAACACCUGAGAAUUACUCUCCUGAGAAGACAAAAAACCCUGCCGGCGUUACCCAGUUGAGGCCCCUUAGCAGCUCCCCUCAUGUAAUGUGGCAUAGUAAUAGUUUACUCCUGAUGUUUCUGUUCCUCAACUUUCUGGUCUUCUAAUUGGUUCUGUAAUGACAUGGUUGUAAAUUAGUUCUCACUGUUACCAUGUAGAUAAACUAGGGAAUGACUAGGUGGUAGUUAGUACAGCAUAGAGAACAGCACCACUUACAUGUCCUGUAAAUUGCCUAUUUUGUCGAGAUCGAGAAAGUAAAAUUGUGAUGGCCGGUUU
This is a messenger RNA of Lolium rigidum, 1720 nucleotides long. Its product is annotated as aspartyl protease family protein 1-like. The coding region runs from base 1 to 1551 and encodes 516 amino acids. NCBI's taxonomy places the organism in Eukaryota, Viridiplantae, Streptophyta, Magnoliopsida, Poales, Poaceae. Gene Ontology annotation, biological process: proteolysis. Gene Ontology annotation, molecular function: aspartic-type endopeptidase activity. The transcript is spliced from 10 exons. The record is from RefSeq and is a predicted model, not a curated record.